ACAUCUUGUGGGCACUCGAACAAUGACGUCACAUCAGAAGCCGAGGGUGGUUCGAUACCUGGGAACCCGUCCGACCGGAACGCAGCCGAACCCGCCGAGGAAACCCGAGUCCCUCCGACUGCAGAAGCUGAAGUCGGGCAGCCAGUCAGACUACAUCGAGACUGUCACCGAGGAGAGUUCCAGCAUGUCGUCCGCGUCACGUAACCAGUCGGAGGACGAAGCCACGGCCGACGGCGGGAACGCAGGAACCACUGGCGAUGGUACGAAAUCCUUCAAGGUGCUGAGUGCUAAGGGACAACCUCGCCAGCCGUAUGCGCUGCCGAAAACUAGGAAAAAGGAGGGACGAACCGACAAGCCGAGGCCCCAAACCCACCCACCUGAGGUCGUCCAACGCCUUCUACAGGAGAGGGCUGUGAAAAUAACGGACUUGAAGAGCCAGGUGAAGUACUUGAGGGGGAAAAUAAUCGACGUAGACCACGAGAACGAGCUCUUGAGAGGAGUAUUAAAGAAACAAAAGGCAGCUCUGACAAAUUUUGAGUCGCCCGACAAAUACUUCGCCAGGAUGAUGCAGCAACACAAAGACGAUGUCAGAGACUUGAAGGGAGAGAUCAGGGAGGAGAACAAGGGACGUGACUUGGAGAAGGAGAUCAACGAGAAGAGCCAGCAACUGUGGGAGACAAACACCGAGCUCGGCCGCUUGGAACAGCUCAUCGAGAAACAACUGCCGGAGACGGAGGAAGGGCAGAGGAAGCUAGCCAGUGCUGAAGACAAGUUACUCAGGACAACUCAGAAACUAUCCACCCUGGAGAAUGAAAUAGAGGCGGCUACCAACUUUGGCAGGAAGAGGUAUGUAGCUGAGGUGAUAAAACACAGGGAAACUAGAGAAUCUGUGACGAUAAUGGAGGAGGAAUGCGAGAAGAUUAGGCUGAGAAUACGUGAGCGCGAAAAGGAGCUGGAAAUUAGGAACAUCUAUCAUCAAAGGAUACAACAGGCGCGGAACGGCGUUACCAAGGCGACCACCACAGACGACCUGAGGGAACACGCCAGAAUAUGGCGGGAAGCCGAGGAAAAGGAACGCAGAGAAGCAGAGGAAAGGAAGAGAAGGGAAGAAAAGAAACGGAAAGAGCUAGAAGAAAUUAAACGUUUGGAAGAAGUCAAAAGACAAGCUGAGAUCGAAAAGAAGAGACAGGCACAAGAGCUAGAGAGGAAGCGAGAAGAGGAAAGACUGAAACAUGAACAGGAAGAGAAGGAAAGAAUGGAAAGAGAACUCAGGGAACUGGAAGAGAGAGAGCGAAAGGAAAGAGAGAAGAAAACAAGAGAGGAGCGAAGAAGGAGGGAGAGAGCGGAGAGAGACGCGCGGGAACGGAAACGACGAGAAGAUGAAAGAAUGAAGAAACUAAAAGCCAAACAACGAGCCGAAGAACAGGCAAGGCUGGCGCGGGAGGAGGCCGAGAGGAAAGCUAAGGAAGAAGCUGAAAGGAAGGCUCAGGCAGAGGCUGAGAGAAAGGCAAGGGAGGAGGCCGAGAGACGUGCCCGAGAGGAAGCUGAGAGGCAAGCCCAAGAGGAGGCUGAGAGGAAGGCCCGCGAAGAAGCAGAGCGACAGGCCCGAGAGGAGGCCGAGGAAAAGGUUAGGUAUCUCCAAGCGCAGCUGAGAAGGGUCGAGACUUUGAUAAAGGAAAAGACAGAAGAGUCGCUGAAGAAGAAAAAACAACACAAAACCAAACGCACGUUCCAAAACUUGCACCACGGAAUGUCCUCACAAGGACCCCUCUCAACAAGUAGCGGGACCUCGAACAUUGUUCGGAACAAGACAAAGUAAAUUAUUUCAUAGGUAGGAUACCUUGUGGAAACUAAGAACGUUGUUUGCCAAUACCAAGAAUUCAAAUGAAGAGGAGAAAACACGAGGAUUGCCUUCAUGACUUAAACAUCCAGUGGAAAAUCCUUCACAAUGUGUGGAUAUCUGGACAGAUAGCUGCAGCGGUCUCACGCGUUUCCACCUACUACACAUUACCUUCCAGAAUGGUUUGUAAUAUUUGUGUUAGAUACAUAGCAUACAUAUAUAUUGCAGACAUGACACAUACAGUUAGGAAUGAUAUGACCCUGUGAAUACAGUAGGUACAUGUACUUGUAUCUGCUAUAGCGUGCCAACAUAGCAUCCAGAAUAGCGUCAAGUCGCUUUUGUGAGGUCAGUAAUGGUGUAACCAGGCAACACGAAAGUAAAAGUAGCUGCUUGAGUGAAGUGAAGAUAUGUAUUGAAUUGCAAUAACGUCAAGCAUGUCAAAAGCAGCUUUUCAAAUCUCUAGAAAUACAAUAGGUGGCACAAGGGCCAUGUGUAAGAGUCCAUGUACGUUAAGUUACCAUGACGUUUACUUUGACAUGAAAGAAUGUCACCGACAUUUGUAUUCCUGUAUCAUUUGUGUGUAUGUUUACUCCAUCGUUGAGGUGACCAGGAACAGAGGUAUGUAGUUAAGAUUUAAUGAGGUUCUGGGUAGCCUUGCUUCAUUCUCCAGUGAUAUGUAGGUCUACUACUUGUACGAGUCAAUAGACAACAGACCUGGCUGUCAUUGGUAUUUGUUCCCAAGUCAGAUUGGAAAUCAUUAAUUUUUCUGCUGAAGGAACACGAAACUUUGUGUCUCAAAACAUUUUGUUAGCAUUUAAAACGGGUGAAAUUUUUUUGGUCUCCUCUUUUAGCUCCGUUGUCCACCUCCUGAGCAUCUACAUUGUAAACAUCUGUCUGCUUCUCUUAUAUGAAGCCUAGGUUGGUGCAAAUGUAACAUUAAAGCUGUUUCUUCCAAAAUCCA
Molecule: messenger RNA, 2801 nt
Organism: Branchiostoma floridae (Florida lancelet)
Lineage: Eukaryota; Metazoa; Chordata; Leptocardii; Amphioxiformes; Branchiostomatidae
Product: golgin subfamily A member 6-like protein 22
Exons: 1
Coding region: 23-1819 (598 amino acids)
Biological process (GO): intraciliary transport
Cellular component (GO): axoneme
Source: RefSeq, a predicted model, not a curated record